AUGCCGGCUUCCGCCGGAUCUCCCAAGGUGGCGUCGCGGCAUGCGCCCCUGGGGCUCGGGCGCCGAGCUGCGGCGCUGCCGCGACGGAUCGCACGUCCCCGACGGGGAAGGGAGGGGAUCCCUCGGCCCAGGCCAGUCGUCUCGGCGGAUGGCCCCGUCGCGGAGGAAACAUCCGUGCCUGGGCCGGAGCAAUUGAUGCAGGAAACCAUUUCAUUCCUCAAAGAAGAUCUGACUCACCUGUUUGACGAACAAGGAAUCGAUGCCUCAAGAUAUGACGAGGUUGUGGAGUUUCGAGACCCCAUUUCUUCAUACAACAGCAUCAGGGGAUACCUGUUCAACAUUCAGUUUCUGCGCCGCGUAUUCUCUCCCACCUUUGAGCUGCAUGACAUACGGCAGACUGGAGAUUUUGAAAUCACGAGCCGCUGGACCAUGACGAUGGAGGUUGCACCCACCAAGGGGACAAUUCUAAGGCAGUUAUGGGACCCCAAGCUGGUGUUCACAGGCGUCUCCAUCUAUGGGCUCAACCCCAGCAAUGGGAAAAUUAACAAGCACCUUGACCUGUGGGAUGCGAUCGACCAGCAGGAGUUCUUCAGUGUGGAAGGAUUCGCCCAUGUCCUCAGACAGGUCUUCAAUUUGACAAGGGCACCAGACCUGGAAACGCCCGAAUUCAAAGUCCUGAAGAAAAAGCAAGCAUACGAAAUUCGUGAGUACCCAAGUUUCUUAGUUGCUGAGACCAGUAUGGAUGUGGCGAAAGCUCCUGGUGCGGAGGGGUCAGUGAAUCCUGCUGGUGCUGGAAACAACGCAUUCAACAAGUUGGCAGGCUACAUUUUCGGCAAAAAUGAGCAGGAAGAGAAAAUGGCAAUGACGACACCAGUGUUGACCACCAACACAGGCCGCAUGCAAUUUGUGGUUGGGCAGAAGUACAAGGAAGCUGGCAUGCCAACUCCGUCCGAUAAGGAAGUCGCCACGAAAGAGGCAGCCGGGGGGCUGUACAUUGUUUCAUCGUUCAAUGGUCCAGCGUUGGAAGAUCAGGUGGAAAGGGAAUUCAGGAACCUCAAAAGUAUAAUGUACAGAGACGGCCUUGUGGCGGGGGAGGGAUGGGUGUUGGCCAGGUACAAUGACCCUUUUACUAAUCCCCUUCUGAGGAGGAACGAGGUGCUGAUUCCGGUGGCUGGGGGAUUUAGCCUCUGGUGA
Molecule: messenger RNA, 1194 nt
Organism: Ostreobium quekettii
Lineage: Eukaryota; Viridiplantae; Chlorophyta; Ulvophyceae; Bryopsidales; Ostreobiaceae
Source: the annotation of a GenBank genome assembly